AUGAGAACUCCAAAAAUAAUCAUUCUUCUGCUUAUACUUGUAGUUGUUUCUUUAACGAUCAUCUUCACGUCGAUGGUACAACCGCAAACUAUGUCACUAGGAGUAGAGUACGACGUGCGUGUGAUCAACAACUUGAGAGACAACUCGUCUCUCCCUCUAGUGAUUUGGUGCACUUCGCCACAAGGUGAUCUCGGUGGUCGUGCGCUUCAAGAAGGAGACGACUUCGAAUGGACUGCCAAGAUCGAUUUGUGGUCGUUGAUGGCUGAUUAUACAUGUACGAUGAAGUGGGAUUCGAGGAGGAAGAGGUUCGAGGCGUUUAAGGGUUCUAGAGACAGCAAUAGAUGUGGAACUACUAAGAAGUGUUCUUGGUCCGUUAGAGAAGAUGGGUUUUAUUUUAGUAGUGAUGAGGUCUAUUGGACCAAAGAUUUUUCUUGGUUAUAG
Molecule: messenger RNA, 441 nt
Organism: Capsella rubella
Lineage: Eukaryota; Viridiplantae; Streptophyta; Magnoliopsida; Brassicales; Brassicaceae
Product: S-protein homolog 20
Exons: 1
Coding region: 1-441 (146 amino acids)
Source: RefSeq, a predicted model, not a curated record